UCUGCGGAAAUGAAAGUUAAACGAGUCAUUUAUUCCCGUUUGUGAACACGCAGUUGAACUUUUCAGCAAAGAAACUCCCAGAAAAUACUGUUCCAUCAUGGACGAUGCGUUGGUUCUGAUCGCCGCCAGAUUGGGUCUGUCGGGCUGGUUUUGUGCACUACUGACCCGCUUCCUCUCCGUGUGGACGGUAAGCGGCACUGUAGACAACACCACGGACUCUCUGGCGAUGCACUGGGACGGGGUGUGGAUACACUGGGAGCAGAAAGGAGACGACUCUCUUCACUGUCACUUCAUCCAGGCGAUGCUGCAGCUAUCGGGGAACUUCCAAUCCUGGAGGGAUCUCAUCACAGCGUCAAUCUGCAUCUCGCUUGCAGCGAACGGCCUUUACCUUGUUGGGCAAACGAGGUUGCCGGUCAAAGUGGUCUCGGGUGUUUUGUUUGUGCUGUCAGGCGUGCUGCUGCUGGUGGUGACGUCCUGGGUGUCCCACGACGGCUCUGAAGCGCCGAACGCCGUGACUUCAUUUAAACGAGAGUGGGGGCCGGCACUCUACACGGGUUGGGUCGGAACGGCCCUGCUACUGGUGGUGGGGGGAGGAACUCUAGUCAGUACAUGCUGUUUCUCGCCCCCAACAGAGGUUAACCCAUAUGGUUUUGAUUAACUGCUACUGGUAAGAGUAGAUGUUACAUUUAGGCUAUCAAAAAAUGUUGGUGCAGGCAUAGUGAAAACGCCAACAUUAUUUAAUCAACAUUUAAUCAACA
Molecule: messenger RNA, 758 nt
Organism: Clupea harengus (Atlantic herring)
Lineage: Eukaryota; Metazoa; Chordata; Actinopteri; Clupeiformes; Clupeidae
Product: claudin-4-like
Exons: 2
Coding region: 98-658 (186 amino acids)
Cellular component (GO): membrane; bicellular tight junction
Molecular function (GO): structural molecule activity
Source: RefSeq, a predicted model, not a curated record